AUGGACGGAAGAAGCUUUGAAGGGUCCGGACGGUUCCUCCGGUGUCCCUGAACGCCUCAUGGUGAGUCCUGGGUAUUUAACAUUCUACCCUGGACAGCGGUAGGUUGUUGCGCAAGCGCAGCCCAUUCAAUCUGCAUGAAUGCGGAGUGAGGAGAGGACAGGAGCUGUGGGAGGCCUGGGACGAACUUAGCGGACUGGACCGGACCGGGAAGGCGGACAUGGAUGGACAGAACGGCAGCAGCAGCAUCUGCUCCUGGACGCAGCGCAAGAAAGAAGAGAAGAAGAAAAUCCCCGACAGGGUUGCUCUGAAGAAGGAGAUCGGGCUGCUGAGCGCGUGCACCAUCAUAAUAGGGAACAUCAUCGGCUCUGGGAUCUUCAUUUCUCCGAAGGGCGUCCUGGAGCACUCGGGCUCAGUGGGGUUGGCCCUGGUGGUCUGGGUGUUGGGAGGCUGCAUUGCAGCUCUCGGUUCCCUGUGCUAUGCUGAACUGGGUGUCACCAUUCCCAAAUCUGGAGGGGAUUACUCCUACGUAACAGAGAUUUUCGGUGGUCUGAUGGGGUUCCUGCUGUUGUGGAGCGCCGUCCUCAUCAUGUAUCCUACCACGCUGGCUGUUAUCGCCCUCACCUUCUCCAGCUACGUUCUGCAGCCCGUAUUCCCUAACUGUGUUCCCCCAUACAUAGCAACGCGACUCCUGUCGGCCACCUGCCUCUUGUUGCUGACCUGGGUGAACUGCUCUAGUGUCCGUAUGGCCACCAGAAUCCAGGAUGUCUUCACCGUUGGGAAGCUGAUGGCCCUGGGCCUCAUCAUCAUGGUUGGCCUGGUACAGAUCUUUAACGGGAACUACGAGGCUCUGACACCUCAGGUGGCCUUUUCACUAGACAGGACACCAUCUGUGGGACAGAUUGCUCUGGCUUUUCUGCAGGCGUCCUUUGCUUUCAGCGGCUGGAACUUCCUCAACUAUGUUACAGAGGAGGUGGUUGAACCCAGACGGAAUCUACCUCGUGCCAUCUACAUCUCCAUCCCAUUGGUGACCUUUGUGUACACGCUCACCAACAUCGCCUACUUCUCCUCCAUGUCGCCUGAGGAACUGCUGUCAUCCAAUGCCGUGGCUGUAACGUUUGGCGAGAAGCUACUCGGAGUCUUUUCUGUCAUCAUGCCAAUCUCAGUGGCCCUGUCCACCUUUGGAGGGAUCAAUGGCUACCUGUUCACCUCUUCCAGGUUGUGUUUCUCAGGAGCCAGAGAAGGCCACCUGCCCAGCCUGCUCGCUAUGAUCCACUAUAAGAACUGUACACCCAUCCCGGCCCUGCUGGUCUGCUGUUCUGCCACCAUUGUUAUAUUGUGCAUCGGCGAAACACACAACUUGAUUAACUACGUCUCCUUCAUCAACUAUCUGUCGUAUGGUGUCACCAUCGCAGGUCUGCUGUACUACAGGUGGAAGAAACCCAACUUAUACCGACCAAUUAAGGUCAACCUGCUGGUUCCUGUGUGUUACCUGAUGUUCUGGGCAUUGCUUCUGGGGUUUAGUCUUCACUCAGAACCAGUGGUUUGUGGUGUUGGUCUAAUAAUUAUGCUUACUGGUGUACCUGUCUACUUCCUGGGAGUCCAUUGGAAAGAAAAACCAAAGUGUAUCUACAACUUCAUUGAGAGGGCGACAUAUGUGGGCCAGAGGUUGUGUUUUGUGGUCUUUCCUCAGAUUGACCCCAUUGAGAUCGCUAUUCCUUCAGACUGGACUGAACGGUCGUCAGGCCGGAGCAGUUUCUCUGCCAAUUCAUAAAACUGAAUAUGUGAAAACCUCCGUGAUUUUUCUCCAUUUUUACUCUCAUCCUACCAUGGAAGCCUCAUGUCUGAUGAAAGACACAGUUGUUUUUUUUCUUACAGUCAAGUGGAAAUGCCUGCUGUCCUCUGAGGACUGCAUGCACUUUUUAUUUUCAUCUUGUUUCUGUCCACUCUUCAAAUACAACAGUGCUGUCCCACAUUAACCAACAUGUACCUUCACCUUUAACGUGACAGAACACAGAGCAUGGUUAGUCCUACAAAUUCCUCUGUUAUUGUUCCUUAACCCUUCUGUCCUCCACAGGCAUCCAUUUUUCUCAGCUUUUUUUUUUUUUUAUUUGAUGAUUUUUGGCUUACAGCAAGUGACAUACAGUUUUACAAUAACUCUUCUUUGUAGUCAAUUUUUUAAUCCAUUGUCUUUUUCCCCACACUUUUUAUACUCUGUUGAUGCCUUUUACAUCUUCUGGCAACC
This is a messenger RNA of Melanotaenia boesemani (Boeseman's rainbowfish), 2243 nucleotides long. RefSeq names its product solute carrier family 7 member 10b (gene slc7a10b). Gene Ontology annotation, cellular component: membrane. Lineage: Eukaryota; Metazoa; Chordata; Actinopteri; Atheriniformes; Melanotaeniidae. The transcript has 11 exons. Gene Ontology annotation, molecular function: neutral L-amino acid transmembrane transporter activity; L-amino acid transmembrane transporter activity. The record is from RefSeq and is a predicted model, not a curated record. Gene Ontology annotation, biological process: amino acid transmembrane transport; D-alanine transmembrane transport; D-serine transmembrane transport. Bases 219 to 1772 code for a protein of 517 amino acids.